Acomys russatus (golden spiny mouse) is the source of this 1703-nucleotide messenger RNA. RefSeq names its product ankyrin repeat domain 33B (gene Ankrd33b). NCBI's taxonomy places the organism in Eukaryota, Metazoa, Chordata, Mammalia, Rodentia, Muridae. The record is from RefSeq and is a predicted model, not a curated record. Gene Ontology annotation, molecular function: protein binding. Bases 218 to 1645 code for a protein of 475 amino acids. The transcript is spliced from 4 exons.
GCCCCCGCGGCUCCUCCCACCCCAGGGGCUUUUCUCCAGUCGCCAGUGACUUCGCUCCCAGAGCGCAGCUGCCUGGUGCUGCUUUCCUCUGGAGCGCGUGGGGGGUCCUUGCUCUUCUACGAACGCAAGGGGCAAGGGUCAGUGACCUCGGGGCGCUCCCCGUGUCCUUGUCCCCUAACCCGAGCCCCAGCCCCCGGCCCGCGCCUAGGCCUUCAGCAUGGUGCUGCUGGCUGGGCCCGGGCCGGAGGGCGGCGGGACAAGUUGCUUGUCCCCGCAGUCGCCGACGCCACCUCGGGGAGUACAGACGGGGGACGACCCAGCGGACUACGAGGAGUAUGAAGACUUCUCGAGUCUGCCCGACACCCGCAGCAUCGCUUCAGACGAUUCCUUCUACCCUCCCGGAGGCGAAGAGGAAUGCGGCGCGUUGAGCGCGGAGAGCGUCCCGGAGGGCGUCCCCGAGGCGGCGACCCUCCUGCGUGCCGCCUGCGCUAACGACGUGGGGCUGCUGCGGGCGCUAGCGCGGCGCGGACCGAGUUCGGAGGAGGUACGGGAGACUGACCGCAACGGCCGGACUGGCCUUAUUGUCGCGUGCUACCAUGGCUUUGUGGAUACUGUGGUGGCCUUAGCAGAGUGCCCCCACGUGGACGUCAACUGGCAGGACAGCGAAGGGAACACAGCCCUCAUCACUGCAGCUCAGGCAGGGCAUGCCACCAUCACCAACUACCUACUGAAUUAUUUCCCUGGUCUGGACCUAGAAAGGAGGAACAUAUUUGGCUUCACGGCCCUGAUGAAAGCGGCCAUGCAGGGCAGAACAGAGUGUGUGCGAGCCCUGAUGCUGGCAGGGGCAGACAUCCAAGCAAGGGAUCCCCGUCGUGGGAUGUCACCACAGGAGUGGGCUGCGUACACUGGCCGAGUGGAGGUUGUGCGUGUCAUGCAGAGGCUGAUGGAGCGACCCUGCCCACAGCAGUUUGGGGACAAGUACAAGCUGGAAUUGCCGCUUCCCGCUGAGGCAGUCUUGAAGAGGGCAGGCUCUAAAAAUUGUUUGCAGAGAUUCACCGAGUUCCUGCGCUCCACUCUGACCUCCCGAUCAGGCCGGAGCCUGGAGGAUGGAGGUGUCCUUGAUCACAUGGUCAGGAUGACCACAAGCCUUUACAGCCCUGCUAUUGCUGUAGUCUGUCAGACUGUGUGCCCAGAGAACCUUCCUUGUGUGGGGAAACGACGCUUGGCCGUGCAGGAAAUUCUAGCAGCUAGGGGCAACCGGGAUGCCCAUGUGCAGGAUAGCAACAAAGUAGAGGGUUCUGAGCCACAAGUCCAGACUUCAGAGACCCUCAGGGCCUCAGGGCCCACCCUUGCCCCUAUGACAAGGAAGGCCAGCCUCCUGCCUUUGCAGUUACUGCGAAGGAGCAGUGUGCGGCCUGGGGUGGUAGUCCCCAGAGUACGCAUCAGCAAGGCCCCGGCACCUACUUUCCAGCCAGAGCGCGCAGCGCCCAAGGGCAACACCAAGGACAGCAUCUACCUACAGAUCCCCAAGUGGCGGUACAAGGAGGCCAAAGAGGAGAAGAGGAAGGCGGAGGAAGCUGAGAAGAAGCGCCAGGCAGACGCACAGAAGGAAAGGCGGGCUCCACGCUGGAGGAAAAGGACGUGAAUGGGCCGUGAUGCUCACCGUGCAUGCCUGGUGUGAGGAGGCAGCGCAGGGAGCCAGC